AUGGCCACAGUGAACACAGAUGCCACGGAUAAAGACACAACCACAUUUAAAAUCAUCUUCAUCUUGGCGGUCUCCAGAACAGAGUGCAUCACUGGCAUCGCUGGGAACGGCUUCAUCACGGCCAUCCAUGGGGCCAAGUGGGUCAGCGGCAAAGGACUGCCUGCUGGUGACUGCAUUCUGUUGAUGCUGAUCUUUUCCAGGCUCUUGCUAUGGGUUUGGAUGAUGCCAGAGAACACUUACAGUCUACUCUGCCCGGUCACUUAUAACCAAAAUGCAGUGCAUACACUUUUCAAAGCCAUCAUCAUGUUUCUGAACUAUUCCAACCAUUGGCUUGCCACAUGGCUCAAUAUCUUCCAUUGUCUUAGAAUCACAAACUUCACCCACCCUUUGUUCUCCGUGAUGAAGAGGAAAAUCAUGGUGCUGAUACCCUGACUUGUGAGGCUCUCACUGUUAAUCUCCUUAUGCUCCAGCUUCCCCUUCUCUGUAGAUAUCCUCAGUGUGUCUGUGAAUAGUUCCUUUCCUAUUCCUUCCUCCAGCUUCCCUGAGAAGGUGUACAUGUCCAAGACCAACGUGGUCAACUUGGUUCUCACCCCUUACCUGGGGGUCUUCAUUCCUCUGAUCAUGUUCAUCCUUGCAGCCACCCUACUGAUCAUCUCUCUCAAGAGACACACCCUACACAUGGCCAGCAAUUCCACAGGGCUCGGGACCGACCCCAGCAUGGAGGCUCACAUGGGAGCCCUCAAAGCUAUCAGCUCUUUUCUCAUUUUCUACAUUUUCAGUGCCGUUGCUCUAUUUCUUUCCAUGUCCAACAUCUUUGAUGUCAAAAGUUCCUGGAGCAUUUUGUGCAAAACCGUCAUGGCUGCCUACCCAUCCAGCCACUCAGUGCUAUUGACCUUGGGCAACCCUGGGCUGAAAAGAGUGUGGAAGCAGUUUCAGCACCCAGUUCAUCUUUGCCUGUAGGGACAGACUCUGUGA
Camelus dromedarius (Arabian camel) is the source of this 975-nucleotide messenger RNA. It is a transcript of the gene TAS2R40, whose product is annotated as taste 2 receptor member 40. Gene Ontology annotation, molecular function: bitter taste receptor activity; G protein-coupled receptor activity. NCBI's taxonomy places the organism in Eukaryota, Metazoa, Chordata, Mammalia, Artiodactyla, Camelidae. Gene Ontology annotation, cellular component: membrane. Gene Ontology annotation, biological process: sensory perception of taste; G protein-coupled receptor signaling pathway; detection of chemical stimulus involved in sensory perception of bitter taste. The record is from RefSeq and is a predicted model, not a curated record.